This is a messenger RNA of Magnusiomyces paraingens, 1056 nucleotides long. RefSeq lists its product as uncharacterized. Gene Ontology annotation, cellular component: nucleolar ribonuclease P complex. The transcript has a single exon. NCBI's taxonomy places the organism in Eukaryota, Fungi, Ascomycota, Dipodascomycetes, Dipodascales, Dipodascaceae. Gene Ontology annotation, biological process: tRNA processing. Gene Ontology annotation, molecular function: RNA binding. Bases 1 to 1056 code for a protein of 351 amino acids. The record is from RefSeq and is a predicted model, not a curated record.
AUGUUGGCCGAUCUUAACGUGCCCUGGCCUGCAAAUCCUACACCAGCGGCUCUUGCCAGUCUUUCAAAAACCCUUUUGGUUCUGGCAGACUUUGGCUACACAGUUGUUGCAUUAAACCAUAUCAUCUAUCCCAAAACUACACAAUCAAAUACUUCAAACUCCAAAAAGAAGGGAGCACAAAAACAACAGCAACAACAGCAACAACAACAACAACAACAACAACAAUCUAAUCCUUUUGAAAAUCCAAUCGACCUUUCUCUAUUGCCCAUUCCUCCUCCAGCAUCUCUUACUAUUCUAACUCGUGCAACUCUCGUGCUUAACGACACCCCAGCAUCAUCGGCUCAAGCACAAAAACUUACAACUCUUGCUCUUGAUUAUGAUAUCCUGGCCGUACGACCAACAACAGAACGCGCUCUGCUACUCUCAUGUACCUCCUACGAUGCAAUCAAUCUCAUUUCACUCGAUCUCACAACAAGGCUCCCCUGUUUUCUCAAGCAUAAGACCAUAGGUGCUGCCAUUGCACGUGGCGUGGUGUUUGAAAUCUGCUACGCGGGCGGCGCAGACCCUUCGGCAGCACCCACUUCUACAAACGCUCCUAAACUGACCCAGGUGGCUGAUGAUAAAUCUGAUACCACCACUGAUACCCUACUCUACGAUGAGGCCGGCGCUGCAGCAUCCGCAAUGCAUAACCAAGAAGCCAGGAAACAUGUCAUUGCCGGCGCAGCCUCUAUCAUCCGUGCAAUCCGCGGUAAGCGAGCAGUCAUUGUGUCUUCGGAGGCGUACUCGCCGCUGGCCGUGCGUGGGGCUUACGAUGCUGUCAACCUUGCCACUACUUGGGGUCUUGAUCAUAUGCGUGCGCGCGAUGCAGUUGGGAAAGUUUGCGCUGCUGUGGUUCGUGCAGCCCAAUUGCGCAGACACGCUUAUAAACAAGUCAUUGCGCUUUCACAGAAACGGAAACCUUUAGUACCACUGGUAGGAGAAGAGCUCCCUAAUGAAGAAAUACCAAUGGCUAGUGACGAUGAGGGUCACAGUGUAAAACGUAGGAAGUUUGUUUGA